AUGGGACACGGAAAUUCCAACAAGUUAUAUGUCACUCAUGCUGAACAUUCGGGCAUGUUCGGUCAGCACACCGCGUCCUCAGCCGGGUUCAGGGCAAAAGCACAAGCCCCUCAUCCUGGGUCACAGACGCCAUUUGACUGCUGCGCACUCACUUUCCAACCGUUCAGCCAUCCGGUGUGCUCACGCAACGCCGACGGCACUGGCAACGUUUUCGACCUAGUGAACAUCAUACCGUGGCUCAAGCAGCAUAACAACAUCAACCCGGUGACACAAGAACCUCUACAACCUUCGGAGCUGAUCACGUUGCAUUACUCCCGAAGACCCACCGGAGACUGUUAUGACCCCAUUUCCUUCAAGCCUUUUUCGGAGCACUCCCACAUAGUCGCCAUAGCCUCCACAGGGAAUGUCUACUUGGCCGAGAGCAUCAAGGGAGGACGUGAUCUGAUAGCGGAUGUGAAGUUCAAGAAGGAGGAUGUCAUCACUCUGCAGCACCCCCAUGCGUUACCAAAGGUUCCCCUUGCUGCGAGCGCCGAAGCCUCUGAGAAAGGCAAAACUCAGGCUUUGAAACCUUUUUCGCCUGCGGUAGCUAAGGCGAAGGAGGUGGUACCUUGGAAUGCUUCUCCGUAUUCUACCGGUCUACCAGGUGCAUCUUUGACUUCGACCGCGGUGGACCCUCAGACACAAAGCUCCCAGCUGUUAUGGGAUGAGGAGGAACUCAUGUUUGACGAAUUUACAAACCCUCCAAAAGGCAAGGGUAAAGAGAAGGACGUUGGCAAGCGUCGCGCAUACGUCCGAGUGAUUACAAGUUUGGGAGGUGGUGGUCUUAACUUGGAACUGUUCUGCGAGAAGGCUCCUAAGACGUGCUACAACUUCUUGCAGCUGGCCAGGGCGGGCAAGUACAACGGCUGUUUGUUCCACCGACUCGUUCCGGGUUUCAUGAUUCAAACGGGAGACACAGGUUCUGGUGGCGCGUCAUGCUGGGGUACACCGUUCCGUGACGAGUGCGACCUUCGCAAUGCCGCCAAGCAUGAUAGCCGCGGAAUUCUAGCCAUGGCGAACUCGGGUCCUGCGUCGAACGGUUCUCAAUUCUAUGUCACCUUCCGAGCUGCUCCUCAUCUCGACAAGAAGCACACAGUCUUCGGCAAGCUUGUGGGUGGUGACGAUGUCCUCGACGCACUUGGAGCACUUCCGGUGAAGCCUGGAACGGAUAUUCCGGCGAAGCAGGUCAAGAUAACAGAAGUCAUGAUUUAUCAAGAUCCCUUUGAAGAGUACAAGCGACGCGAGGAGAAGAAGCGCGCUCGAAAGGCUGAGACUCAGGUCACACGAGCCAAGGAAGUAGAAGAAAAGGCGAAGGACGACGUGAACUGGUUUGGUGUUAAGGUUGGGAAGGAGGUGGCAAAUGGCGUUGUCGGCGGUGGAGUGGGGAAAUAUCUGAGUCUCAACGGUAAUGCGAAACGACCCGCCGCAUCCUCGCCUUCAAUCGUCACUGCAGCUCCCGAGGAGCCCAAAAAGAAGCGGCGCAUUGGCUUUGGAGACUUCGAGGGGUGGUAG
This is a messenger RNA of Epithele typhae, 1551 nucleotides long. Its product is annotated as cyclophilin-like protein. Lineage: Eukaryota; Fungi; Basidiomycota; Agaricomycetes; Polyporales; Epitheliaceae. Gene Ontology annotation, biological process: protein polyubiquitination; protein folding; protein peptidyl-prolyl isomerization. Gene Ontology annotation, cellular component: catalytic step 2 spliceosome. The transcript has 9 exons. The record is from RefSeq and is a predicted model, not a curated record. The coding region runs from base 1 to 1551 and encodes 516 amino acids. Gene Ontology annotation, molecular function: peptidyl-prolyl cis-trans isomerase activity; ubiquitin-ubiquitin ligase activity.